Messenger RNA from Oxyura jamaicensis (ruddy duck), 1934 nucleotides. RefSeq names its product ALX homeobox 1 (gene ALX1). NCBI's taxonomy places the organism in Eukaryota, Metazoa, Chordata, Aves, Anseriformes, Anatidae. Gene Ontology annotation, biological process: positive regulation of transcription by RNA polymerase II; negative regulation of DNA-templated transcription; embryonic skeletal system morphogenesis. The transcript has 4 exons. Gene Ontology annotation, molecular function: RNA polymerase II transcription regulatory region sequence-specific DNA binding; DNA-binding transcription activator activity, RNA polymerase II-specific. The record is from RefSeq and is a predicted model, not a curated record. Bases 344 to 1330 code for a protein of 328 amino acids.
CUGUCUGAAACGGAUCUGUCUGUCGAAAAUGGGCCUGGAACUCCCUCCUGUGUUGGGAUUAGGUCUUGGGGGACCUGGGGUGGAGUUACAGUGCUUGCCUAUUUUCAUAUUCAUUAGAAAUGGGAGGUUGCAUAAGGAUCCCUGCUGAGCUUCAAGAUAUAAAAGCAACUUCGGGUUCCCCCUUUCAAGACAAGACAAAUCAAAGGUUCAGAGGCAAAACAGCUCCCUGAGCUCUGAACGUCUUUCUGUCCCUCCUUCCUUCCCUCCUAUCCACUCACCCACUCUCCCUCCCCUGCUCACAGUCCAGCCUCUGUCUAGGGAAGAGGCUCUCAAGUAGCCUUAGAUGAUUAUGGAUUUUCUGAGCGAGAAGUUUGCCCUGAAGAGUCAGCCGAGCAAAAACAGUGACUUUUACAUGGGAGCAGGAGGCACUUUGGAGCACGUUAUGGAAACUUUGGACAAUGAGUCCUUUUAUAGCAAAUCAUCAGGCAGCAAAUGUGUGCAGGCCUUCAACCCUCUGCAAAGGGCUGAGCAUCAUGUGAGGCUGGACAGGACAUCACCCUGCCAGGACAAUAACGUGAACUAUGGGAUUACUAAAGUGGAAGGACAGCCUCUUCACGCAGAGCUGAGCAGGCCCUUGGACAAUUGCAACAAUCUCAGGAUGUCUCCGGUGAAAGGGAUGCAGGAGAAGGGGGAACUGGAUGAACUUGGUGAUAAGUGUGACAGCAAUGUCUCCAGCAGUAAGAAGAGGAGACACAGAACAACUUUCACCAGUUUGCAGCUGGAGGAACUGGAGAAAGUAUUCCAAAAAACUCAUUACCCCGAUGUCUAUGUAAGAGAACAACUAGCUCUGAGAACAGAGCUCACUGAGGCCAGAGUCCAGGUUUGGUUCCAGAAUCGAAGAGCAAAAUGGAGGAAAAGAGAACGUUACGGUCAGAUCCAGCAAGCUAAGAGUCAUUUUGCUGCCACUUAUGAUAUAUCUGUUCUUCCAAGGACUGACAGCUACCCUCAGAUUCAGAACAAUCUGUGGACAGGGAAUGCGGCUAGUGGUUCUGUGGUUACUUCCUGCAUGCUACCACGAGAUACUUCCUCCUGUAUGACACCUUAUUCCCAUUCACCCCGGACAGAUUCUGGCUACACAGGCUUUUCAAACCACCAGAACCAGUUCAGCCAUGUGCCCCUCAAUAACUUUUUCACUGACUCUUUACUUUCUGGGACAACCAAUGGACAUGCUUUUGAAACCAAGCCGGAAUUUGAAAGGAGGUCCUCCAGCAUUGCAGUUCUACGGAUGAAAGCCAAAGAGCAUGCUGCCAAUAUUUCCUGGGCCAUGUAAAAUAGCAGUAACUUUUGGUUUUGUUUUUACUUUUUUUUUUUUUUUUUGGUGGGGGGGGGGGGGGGGCGGGUGCUUUUUUGUUUUUGUUUUUGUUUAUAGCAAACUGAAAACAUUUUAAUUUUGCAUAUUUAAAGGACACAACAAUAAGCUGCUGUGUGUGGAAUGCUAGAAAUCACAAUAUACAUGGUCUACUUAAAACAAAACAAAACAAAACAACAAUAUAGUAUUUAACAAUAAAACUUAAGAAUAAACCAAAUAGAUCUACCAUGCACCAAGCUCAACAAACCCUCUUUUUUUAUAUAUAUAUAUAUAUAUAUAGAAACAUGUUUUGUUGUACCAGUUGAUGAAAUAUGAUUAUAGAAACUCAAAAAAGAAUAAACCUAUUAAGCAAACUUGUCUAUUCCAUUGGUUUUUAUCAGUCCUGUAUACAAAAUUAAUACUUUACAAAUAAAUACUCCAUCAGGGAAGAACUCUGUAAUGGAAAAUAAAUUUAUUAGACAAAAUCCAUGAAGUAAAUCUCUAAGCACACCAUGCAGAGAAGGAUCAUUUUGAUUAUGAUCAUUUUGAUUAUGAUCAUUUAUGUUGUAGGUGAAAUUUGUAGACC